GGUCGCCAAACAAAGUCUCACAUGCUAGCCCCCUUGGCGGUCCCACAUCCCUGUCGUGGUCUAGGCCCGUCUGGAACCGCCUCUGUGUUCAGCCCUAUAGCCAGCUCUUAUAUCCCCAUAUACACAGCAGCGUCUCCCCCGAAGCGGCCAAUCCUCUCGUCCAAACCGUAGGUAGCAUACCCGAAGCCAUGCACAUGCGUGUGGCACGCGCUUCACGUGUGGAGAGGACCACAACUUCUUGCGGAGAGUGCAGGAGAAGGAAGCAGAGAUGUAACCAGGGUCGGCCUUGUAGCAACUGCGCCCGCCGGUUUCCUCAGCCUGCUUGCGAGUACAAGUCGACGGAAAGGCGCCCUGCUAGCCAUGUCGAAGAAACCUCGCAAGGCCUCCUACCCUUGGCCCAGUCAACGACCUAUUCGGACGCCGCCGCGGAUUGCGAUUCCCCGUUAUCGCUGAGACCAAAGCCACCGCUGCAGAUGCCAUGGCCCGAACUACAUGAUCCGAAGGUUGGCGAGGUUGUCCGAUGGUCAGGGAUUGACGUCCCGACCCAGUUCCCCGGUCUAGUGUCGUCCCAAAAUCCAUGGAACAGCCCGUGGGCAGCCGCUCCGGGGACCUUGGGACCAUCGGGGCUACCUGUCUGCGACGACACUUGCGCCAUGCACCAAGAUGCAGCUUACGACGUUCCCAGCCCAUUACCGGGAACGCAGACAAUCCCCAGCCGAUUCUCCAGCGCCGAAUGGCACCCCGCGAACACCGACGAGGUUAUCUCCUGGAUAGCGAAUUUCGACAUCUCUACCUCGUACAGCCAUCUCUGGCUCGCGGCCAGCCCGGCGGAGGAGGCCCCUCACCUGCCAGCAGCACCUACCAAGCAGGAUACUGAUCUCCUAAGAAUAUUUGUGAACCUUCUGUCCCGAUUCAAGGCAUCGCUGGAUGGCAACCCAGACUCUUCCAACCCCUAUAAUAAGUACUAUGUUCCGUUCUGCCUUAAGACGCCAAUCUUGACGCAGGUGGCCAUUCACACGGCUGCUUGCUUUCUCAGCGAGACGGGUCAUCUCGACGAGCGAGUGGCAAUGGCCCACAAAGGCCUGUCCAUCAGGCUUCUAAACGAUCACCUUCGCUCCGAGUCCUCGUCCAGUGACGAGGUGAUAGCCGCAGUAAUUCAGCUCAUCGUGGACGAGUGGUAUUGGGGCGAGACGAACGACUUGCGCGCCCAUCUGCGGGGGCUUCGAGAGAUGAUCCGGUUGCGAGGUGGAUUCCGCAACCUGGGUCUAUAUGGCCUCAUCAGCAGGCUGGCUAUCAUUUCCGACAACUCCAUCGCUCUCUCCUUCGAAAUCUCUCCCUUCCUCCAGGAUGGCCCCGAGUUCGAACUCCUGGAGAGCACGAAAGUGCCUCUGCGCCUAGCACACAAUACUCCCCUCGUAUCUCCGCUCCCUCGGUUCAUCGAUUGUGCGGAAGCGCUCAAACUCCAUCCAGCAACCGCGUCGAUUCUCGAUGACGUGAGGUUUCUCAUUUCGACCGUGCUAGCUCUCUCGGACGCGGCUUCCGCGAAAGAACUUCAGAAGGUAUGCACGACUUCGGCCUGGAUCCAUGACCGGAUCUCCAAACUCCCAGACUAUUCGCCGCUUGUGCGCUGUCCCUCGACAGCUGCUCCUGCAGGAGCAGCCGCGGAUGAUAAGGGAUCGGGAAAUAAUGGGGGUGUGGAAGUCAGUGAUGAUGUCACGCAUGGAGACGUGCAGCAAGGGGACGCCAGAAGUGGUCCGUCUGGCACGGGCUCGGGAAUCCAGGGCCAGAAAGGAGAACAGGGGCAGGAGUGUGUGGUGCCACGGGCGGAGCCCGAACCCCCGGACUACCUAUAUCAGUCCGUUCGACUGGCGGCCCUCAUGUACAGCCGCGCCAUCAUGGAACGUCAGCCGUUCAGCUCUGUUGUCGCACAGGCGGACUUCCUACAACUCUGGACAACCAUGUGGCGGGUCCCCCUGGCAACCUGGAAGGGGGUCCUCGGCGUCUUCAACUGGGCUGUCCUGCCCGUCACCCCCGCGGCGAGCGGUACGCCGCACGACCGGUCCGUGAAGUCGAUGCUGACCAACAGCACGCUGCAGAUGAGCCUCGAUAACUGGGAGCUCACGAGCGGUGCCAUGAAGUCCGGCUUGAGUCUCCAGCGCUGGCUGGGACGAGGGGCGGGAGCACCUGCAAAUGCAGAGGCGGUCGACGCGGCAUCCGACCAUGGGAGCAGGGGCAGUUUUGCCAGUAGUCACGACACGCAUGUUUAGAAAAGGCGUGUUGUUCUAGGUUUCCUCAAUGUUUGUAUCUCGGAGUCAGGGGCGUCAAUGACGGAAGACCCUAUCAUGAUUGGACACAGGGUUUGGCUGUCCAGUCGCGACCUUUUCUAUGGUUUCCUCUGGCGAGGAGUUGGAACAUGGCACAGCCUGGCGCAUCGGUAUCACCUGGUUACUUGUACUCAGUAGAGUCGUCCAGUUAUAUCCAACAGAAAGUUUGAUGUUUCGGCUGUUGGCCAAAGCCCUGUAUAUAUAUUUUUAACCGGACGUUCCCGGAAAGGGGGAUCCAGAGGCACGUUCCUAACUCGGUUGGUAAUUCGGGUUGGUUGGACUCAGGUGCGAAGGAGGACGAGGUCUAAGGUGGCCCUAUCACAACAUAGCCCACUUGGGCAUCGAGUCCUCCAGU
Molecule: messenger RNA, 2679 nt
Organism: Phialemonium atrogriseum
Lineage: Eukaryota; Fungi; Ascomycota; Sordariomycetes; Cephalothecales; Cephalothecaceae
Product: oleate activated transcription factor 3
Exons: 5
Coding region: 189-2267 (692 amino acids)
Biological process (GO): regulation of DNA-templated transcription
Molecular function (GO): zinc ion binding; DNA-binding transcription factor activity, RNA polymerase II-specific
Source: RefSeq, a predicted model, not a curated record